Capsella rubella is the source of this 1352-nucleotide messenger RNA. RefSeq names its product heavy metal-associated isoprenylated plant protein 9. NCBI's taxonomy places the organism in Eukaryota, Viridiplantae, Streptophyta, Magnoliopsida, Brassicales, Brassicaceae. The record is from RefSeq and is a predicted model, not a curated record. Gene Ontology annotation, molecular function: metal ion binding. Bases 227 to 1180 code for a protein of 317 amino acids. The transcript is spliced from 4 exons.
UGUGCUAUGGAAUCAACCUCUUAUGCUUUAUGUUCUGUUUAGUUCCUACCUUAUACUAAAAACUUUAAUUAUUCAUCAAUAAUUCUAUAUUCCUCCUUCGUCUUUUUUUUAAUAUAUUUUAUUGUUUCAUAUAAAUACUCGCUCUCUCUAACUCAUUCUCUCCAUAACAUAACAUACCUCUCUUCCUAGUUCCAUUUAUAAUCGUCGUAUAACAGAUUCUUAAAAUAUGGGUGAAGAAUUAAAACCAGAAGCAAAGGAGGCAGCGUCUGCUCCAGAGGCCGUCCCAGGGCCAGCCACGGCGGAAGAAGAGGAGAAAAAGAAAGAUGUGGCGGAGGAGAAGAAAGAGGCAGCUGAGGAGGAGAAACCAGCGGAGGAGGAGGAGCCACAACCACCACCACCGCCUCCACCAUUCAUACUCUACGUCGACUUGCAUUGUGUAGGAUGCGCUAAGAAGAUUGAAAGAUCUAUUCUAAAAAUCAGAGGUGUGGAAGAAGUGGUGAUGGACAUGAAUGAGAACCAAGUGACGAUAAAGGGAGUGUUGGAUCCGCAAGCUGUGUGCAACAAAAUCAAGAAGAAGACUAAAAGAAUGGCCAAAGUCCUCUCUCCGCUUCCGGCGGCCGAGGGAGAGCCUUUGCCACCGAUCAUAACCUCUCAAGUCUCUGGCGGUAUCACCACCGUUGAGCUCAACGUCAACAUGCACUGCCAAGCUUGUGCUGACCAGCUCAAGAAGAAGAUUCUCAAAAUGAGAGGGGUCCAAACAACUGUGACGGAGCACACCACCGGAAAAGUGAUAGUGACCGGAACAAUGGACGCGGAGAAGCUUGUAGAUUACGUCUACCGUCGAACCAAAAAACAAGCCCGGAUCGUACCUCAACCUGACCCGGAACCUGAAAAACCGGCCGCCGAGGAAGAGAAGAAGGAGGAGGAGGGCGGGGAAGGCGAUGAGAAACCGCCAGAAACCGGAGAGAAGAAGCAAGAAGAGAAGGAGGGAGAGGAAGGUGUCGGCGGAGAAGAAGCGGCGGCUAUGGACGACGGAAGAGACUAUGAAAUGGCGGCGAUGGCGGAAGAGGAAGGGAUGAAGAGGAUGAUGUAUUACUAUCAGCCUUCAUACAUCAUCGAAAGGGUUCCACCGCCGCAGCUUUUUAGCGACGAGAACCCUAAUGCUUGUUGCAUUACUUAAUUAAUUUGGUCUUACCGAAAAUAUAUAUACUAUAAUUAGGAUCAUCAUUAAUUACGCAAGAAAAUGAAAAAAGAAAAAAAUAGGUAAAGAAUGUGUAAACUAUAUAUUAUUUGUUAUAAUGUGUGUUUGGUAUCUUUAUAAUUGUUGAUGGAUACGUUAUUACACUUUGGUA